Messenger RNA from Staurois parvus, 332 nucleotides. NCBI's taxonomy places the organism in Eukaryota, Metazoa, Chordata, Amphibia, Anura, Ranidae. The record is from the annotation of a GenBank genome assembly.
AUGGGUCCCUGUACGGCCUCCCAUUGCUGCUGUCUCCAUCGCCACACUCUGCCAUGUGCCCGACUUUCAGGUCUCCUCACUACUGCGGUGGGUUCCAUUUUGUGUCAUAGGUUGCUGUAUGCCUCCCAUUGCUGCUGCCUCCACGCCACCACUGUGGCUCCAAAACACUGGUUUUGGCCCCGUGACUGCCCAAAUGUGGUGAAGUGUGCGGGUGAUUCUAAGAUUCGACGGCACUCAUCUGCAUGUCAUACUGACUGACAGUAUUAUUUCUCUUCCCCAGGCAGACUCAAAGGGCAUUUAAAUUAAAGGUACAGUGUUCUGCACUAAUAUUA